AUGAAUAAUGCUACGAAUGUCGAUAUCUUCGCCAAGCUGAAUACUCCCACAGGGGGUUGGGCGGCUAUUUUCGUGUGUGCUAUAUGUUUUGGCACCAAUCUCAUACCCAUUAAGAAGUUCAAAAUGGGGGAUGGUCUAGGUUGUCAAUGGCUCAUGUGCAAUGGAGUCCUGAUCGUUGGGAUUGCGGUACAGUUGAUCGUUGGUACUCUUUACAGAGUUCCCGUGUUUUAUCCUCUCGCUAUGGUUGGUGGAGCUCUUUGGGCUGCUGGAAAUUCCCUGACUGUGGUCAUCAUCGAAUCGAUUGGCCUAAGCCUUAGCACCCUAAUUUGGUCAACCGCCAACAUGCUCUUUGGCUUUACCACCAGUCGGUUCGGUGUCUUUGGAAUCCCACCUAAAAUACCUUCAAGACCGGUUAUGAAUUACGUCGGAGUUGCGAUUGCAGUUAUAAGUGUUGCACUCUGUGUCGUUAUUAAACCUUCUGCAGAUAAGAUAUCCGACAAUGAAGAAGGCAACUCAAAUCUGGAUGUUGAAGGUGGACAUAAAUGCUGCCCCUGUGGCUGUGUUCUGAUCCAGCAUCUACCCGCUGGUUUUCGACGUGCCCUUGGAGUCUUUCUCGCCAUUGUGGCUGGUUCCAUCUAUGGAAACACCUUUAUUCCCACUAUCUACAUUCAGAGUAUGGUAAAGGGCGCCAGUCAAGCUGGCUUGGACUACGUUUUCGCCUACUUUGUGGGAAUCUGGUCGGCUUCUACCAUCAUCUUUGUGGUCUAUGCUCUGGUGAAGUGCAACCGACCCUGGUUCCCAGCUAAGCAGGCAAUUCUGCCGUCCAUUCUUAGUGGCAUUCUCUUUGGUCUGGCCCAGUCCUCAUGGUUCAUCGCUAAUGUUGCUCUGGGUGAACCUAUCACAUUUCCCAUUGUUUCUACAUGUCCGGCGCUCAUUGCUACGUUGGUGGGUGUAGUCGUUUUUAGGGAGAUCAAGGGCAAGCGCAAUCUUAUUAUCCUCUGUGUCGCAAUGUGUGUUACAAUAACUGGGCUCCUUCUCAACGCUUUUGCUCUGUAA
This is a messenger RNA of Echinococcus granulosus, 1056 nucleotides long. RefSeq names its product Transmembrane protein. Gene Ontology annotation, cellular component: membrane. The transcript has 7 exons. The record is from RefSeq and is a predicted model, not a curated record. Lineage: Eukaryota; Metazoa; Platyhelminthes; Cestoda; Cyclophyllidea; Taeniidae. Bases 1 to 1056 code for a protein of 351 amino acids. Gene Ontology annotation, molecular function: carbohydrate transmembrane transporter activity. Gene Ontology annotation, biological process: carbohydrate transmembrane transport.